Messenger RNA from Daphnia pulex (common water flea), 1519 nucleotides. RefSeq lists its product as uncharacterized. The transcript has 4 exons. The record is from RefSeq and is a predicted model, not a curated record. NCBI's taxonomy places the organism in Eukaryota, Metazoa, Arthropoda, Branchiopoda, Diplostraca, Daphniidae. Bases 193 to 1173 code for a protein of 326 amino acids.
AUAAAUUAUUGUCAAUUCAUUACUCCUGCUUGGGUGUCGUGUGUCUGCGACUGUUGACUCGGAAAUUAUACAUAUUUCAUCCCAAUUUGAAAAAGGCCACCGAGUAUAAAACCGAUCACAUAUUCCUCGAUCUCCUUGUAAUUCGCCAACCUCCGCGGUAAAAGGACCGGCUCUUCCACACAUCAUUUUAAGAUGAAAAUCGUUGUGAUUGUUCUGUCGGUCUUGGUGGUUUUCACACACCAGCAAUUCUACCAGCCAUCGACGACGGCAGAGAGACUCUUUUGGUUGUCGCGUUAUUACUCACCACGGCCUGCCUUCGAUUAUUACAAUCGCCAGCCCGUUAACUACGCUGAUGAUAAUCAAGGCGACGAUGACGACUCGUUCCAUCCAUUUAUGCCACCAAGUCCCUCCGCAUUUCCACAAGCCAGGCCUUAUUUGAAUGCUGUGGAAAAUCCAAAUGACGAAGAAGGAGAGGAUCAGUUUCCUGUUCAAGUUCAAGGGAGAAGGAAGACGAUGAAUAGUUUCCCGACUCGUUUCCGGCCGUCAUUUUUGCAACCCAAACCGCAAAAGGACGACCCGCGAUUUCUCAUCAACUUGGCCAGUCCCAAUUUGAUAACCAGGAAAGUGAAAACGAUUACCUUCACGUUGACGUCGUCGUUGACGUUUACUAGCGUCCAGUCGUGCAUUCCCAGUGCCCAAUUUUACACCGGGGCGGCUGACAUCGCAUGUCGCCGGAAGAGACGCGGCGGAAUCGUCGCACCUCUGGACGCUCUGGACAUCAGCAAACCGGAAGACACUGAAUUCGCCAUCACUCCAACAGAUGUGCAGCCGGUGGAGCCGACGGAACUUACGUCACUGGAUCUGUCGAAUGAGCAUCACCAAUGGGCAAAAAACCAGACGUUGAAUCACGGACUCGUUUCUUCUAUGAACGAAGAUUUGAAUGCGGAUGCGACGGCGGAAUCGUUGGUGUCGACACCGGCCGUGCGUUCGAGAGGACAACGAUUCUUCGUCCACUUGGUGACGACAACUACUGUGACCAGUUACUCGUUUCUCUCGACGACCGUUACAAAGACCGUCAGCCUUUUAAACACUUUGUUAAAUCCCGGGGGAGGACUGAUUUGCCUCCCUUAUGGCUAUUCCGUCUGUCCUUACACCAGCCUUUUUCCUGGCUAAUGCUGUACAAAAAAAAAUGAAUAAUAUUACGCUAUUCCGUCUGCCAUUUUUACACAGCUACAGCUUUUCAUCGCUAUUAAUGCUUUACUCUUGUGAUUAGAAGAAAAAAAUCGCUUCCGCUAUCGACAAGUUUUCUGGGACCUUAUCAUUUUUCGUACUAGGAAUCAGCUUUUAUUUAUUUAUCGAGACACAUUUUGAAUUCUGGUGGUGGAAGUCAAUUUGGUUUCAAUAUUUGUAUCGCUCAUUAUAUUACCCACAUUCAUACUUUUUAAAAAUACAUCAAAUGUAGGUAGCAGUCGAUACGUAUUAAAAAUAAACGAGAAAACAAAUUGUAAUGCAAAUUAAA